CAUCUGAGCACAAUGUUCACGUACACAGUCUCUGUCUCCACUGGUAAACAGGAGUUUGCUGGGACAAUUGAUCAUGUUUACCUGACGCUGACGGGCACGGAGAGAUGCAGUGACCGGACUCUGCUGGACAAAUCCUUCUUUCAACGGUUUGCAAGAGGAACGGUGAUGCCCAUCGACGUCAGUGUGAAGGAGAGGCUUGGAGACAUUGUGCUGGUGAAGCUCGAGAAGCAGAACUUGCUCAAUGAUCAGUGGUACUGUAGAUGCAUCAGUGUGACGUCACCCUCUGGAGAUCGCUUUGACUUCCCCUGUUAUCGCUGGAUCGCGAGUGAAAAUGAAGUGGUUCUUCGAGAUGGCACGGCUCGAUUGUCUCACGAGGAUAAAACCUGUUUGCUAAAUGAGCACAGACGCACGGAACUGGAAUCCAGACAACAACUGUUCAGGUGGAAGGAGUGGCAGCCUGGUUUCCCCAUGAGUAUAGAUGCCAACUCAAGCAAUGAACUUCCUAUUGACGUUCAGUUUGAAGCUAAAAAAGCUGUGGACUUCAAGGAAAACUUAAAUGAAGCGUUCAACAAUCUUCGUCUUAACAAACUUAAGAGCUUGUUCCAGUCCUCUUGGAAAGAUAUUUCAGAUUUUAAUGAAGUAUUUCUGUCAAUCAAAAACCCUGUGUCAGAAUAUGUGAUGCAGAACUGGAAAAAGGACUUCAUGUUUGGCUAUCAGUUCUUAAACGGCUGCAAUCCUGUGAUGAUCAGUAAGUGCAUGAAUCUUCCAGACAAGUUCACAGUCACACAGGAGAUGGUGAAAGGCUCCCUGGAUAGAGGUCUCACUCUACAGGAGGAGUUAAAGGCAGGGAACAUCUACAUCGCAGACUAUGCGAUACUGGAGGGAGUGCGAGCCAAUGCCACAGACCCGAAUACCCAGCAGUAUUUGGCUGCUCCCUUCUGCCUGCUGUACAAGAACAGCCAGAAUGAAAUCAUGCCGAUCGCUAUUCAGCUCAGUCGUCAGACCCCUGAUGGGGAGGCGAACACUGUCUUUCUCCCGAGCGAUAAUGACCACGACUGGAUGCUAGCCAAGAUGUGGGUGAAAUCCUCCGACUUUAAUGUACACCAGCUGGUCACACACCUUCUCAGGACACAUCUGACAUCUGAGGUUUUUGCCAUUGCCAUGUACAGACAGCUCGCUGCGGUCCAUCCGGUAUACAAGUUGCUGAUACCUCAUGUCCGUUUCACCAUUGCCAUCAACACUGCGGCUCGAGAAAAACUCAUCAGUAAAAAUGGGAUCGUUGACCAGUUUGUUAGUGCUGGUGGAACGGGAAUUGUGGAAGUGAUUCAGAAGGCCAUGAAGACUUUAACCUAUAAGUCCCUGUGCUUCCCUGAGGCCAUAAAAGCUCGAGGAGUGGAAGAUCUGCCCAACUACUACUACAGAGAUGAUGGCAUGAUGGUCUGGGAGGCAGUGAAAAGUUUUGUUUCUGAUGUGGUGAAGAUCUUCUAUAGCAGUGAUGAGACAGUUCAGAAAGACAAGGAGAUUCAAGCAUUUGUUCAGGAUGUUUGCUUCUCUGGGAUGAAGAAUUGUGAGUUUCCGGAUUCCCUGAAAACUCGGGAGCAGUUGGUCGAGUUCCUGACUGUUGUGAUUUUCACAGCUUCAGCACAACACGCUGCAGUCAACUUUGGACAGUAUGACUGGUUCUCCUGGAUCCCAAACAGCCCUUCCACCAUGCGGAAGCCCCCUCCCGCUCAGAAGGGCCAGGUGGAUAUGAAGUACAUCAUGGAGAGUCUGCCGGACCGCGGACGUUCCUCUUGGCAUCUCGGAAUAAUUUGGGCCCUCAGUCAAUUCCAGGACAACGAGAUGUUUUUAGGCGAGUAUCCAGAUAUGUACUUCACUGAACAACCGGUCAUGGGAGCCGCUAAGACUUUCCGCAAGAAAUUAGCUGAAGUGACCAAAAUCAUCAAGAGCCGAAAUGAGAAUUUGAAAGUGCCGUAUUGGUAUCUGUCUCCAGACCGAAUCCCCAACAGUGUGGCCAUCUGAGAGCACAUCGGUGGGGAAAUUAGCAAGAGCCAUUUCAAGGUUUUGUAGAAGUUUCUUUUGUAGAGUCACAAGAUGAAGUUGUGAAGCAGUAUUUUGUUUUUCCUUUGCUUGUGCUUUGGAAUAACACUUGUUGAAUUUGUACUGGUCAGAUGAAACAUGCGCAACUAAGAUUAUUCAA
Rhinichthys klamathensis goyatoka is the source of this 2200-nucleotide messenger RNA. RefSeq names its product polyunsaturated fatty acid 5-lipoxygenase-like. Gene Ontology annotation, biological process: linoleic acid metabolic process; lipid oxidation. Gene Ontology annotation, cellular component: nuclear envelope. The record is from RefSeq and is a predicted model, not a curated record. Gene Ontology annotation, molecular function: iron ion binding; protein binding; arachidonate 5-lipoxygenase activity. NCBI's taxonomy places the organism in Eukaryota, Metazoa, Chordata, Actinopteri, Cypriniformes, Leuciscidae. The transcript is spliced from 15 exons. Bases 13 to 2022 code for a protein of 669 amino acids.